CAGAAUCCAGGCUCACAAACAGGCCCAGAGGAAUGGCAGGGGAUCGUAUGACAGUGAGCAUCAGGAACGAUAUAAAUAGAGGCUUACAGCCAAGUGUCAGGCAGAUCAAAAUAACCCUCGACACAGACACAAGCUAACUCACAGCUAUUGAAGCAGAUUCAGAACCUGUUUGAGAAGGAGAAAAUAAACCGCCGUUGAAACAAGAAAAAAAGGAGUUUGGUACAGCAUUUUAUUAUUUAGGUGAGCAGCAAAUCUUGGUCAACAAGCCUUAAAAUGGAUUUCAAAACCAGUAAUAUUAUCAGACCUUCAAGUCCCAUGGAGAACUUAGAGAAGCAGCUGAGCUGCCCCAUUUGCUUGGAAAUGUUCAGCAAGCCAGUGGUUAUCUUACCUUGCCAGCACAACUUAUGCAGGAGCUGUGCCAACGACCUCUACGAAGCUCACAACCCUUAUCACUACUCCGGUGGGAUAUUUCGCUGCCCCACCUGCCGAUUUGAGGUGGUCCUGGACCGCCAUGGGGUUCACGGGCUGCAGAGGAACCUGCUGGUGGAGAACAUCAUUGACAUCUACAAGCAGCAGCAGGUGAGCAACACCAGCCCACUCCUGAAGAGCAAGUCGAGUGAUGAGCCCACGUGCGAAGAGCAUGAGGAUGAGAAGAUCAACAUCUACUGCAUUACCUGUCAGGUCCCCACUUGUUCCAUGUGCAAAGUGUUUGGGGUACACAAGGACUGUGAGGUGUCCCCUCUGCAGAACAUCUAUCAGACUAAGAAGACAGAGCUCAGCAAUUGCAUUGACAUGCUGGUCACCGGAAACAGCUAUGUCCAGGCAGUUAUGAAUCAGCUUGAAGAUGUAUGCAAGACCAUCACAGAGAACAGCCAGUCGCAGAAGCAGUCCCUGGGGGAGAAAUUUGACAUGCUCUAUGCCAUCCUAGAAGAGAAAAAAGCAGAGCUGCUGAAUAAGAUCAGCCAAGAGCAGGAGGAGAAGACAGGCUUUGUGCGCAGCCUGGUCCAGCAGUACAAGGACCAGCUGCAGGACAGUACCCAGCUGGUGGAGACAGCUAUCCAAACCAUGGACCAGCCCGGCGUGGCCGAAUUCCUGAUGAACAGCAAAGAUCUCAUUACAAAGACAAGAGAUGCUGCAAAACUCUCCGUGGUUCAAAAGACCGAGCCAGGUUUUGAGAAUAUGGAUCACUUCACCCUCAUCACAGAGCAUGUCGAGGCCAUUCUCACCAAUAUGGAUUUCGGAACAGAGGAUGCUGAGGAGUUUGAAGAGGCAGAAGAGGAGGUGGUGGAGGAGGAGGAGGAGGAGGAAUAAUAAUAAUAAUGCAUGGACAGUUAGCAGUAGGGGAAUGCCUACAGUGCGGUUAAGAAGCGUGGCGUGACUCUGAGGAUGACCGAAACACAGCGAGAAGGAAAAGGUGUUGGGGUCAACAAAACAACUCAGGUUUUUUUUCUGUCUGCAAAGAAUAAUGUAAAACAUUUAAAAUAAAAGGGGGUGGGGGAUACAAGCACCACCUGAGGUUGCUGCUGUGAAAAUCUAUGUAAAAUCACGAUAUGCUCACUCUGAAGGAUUUAAAACUUUUUUAUGCUGCUACAAAAUGAACAAUUUUUUUUAUAUUUUUGUAUUUGAUUCAAUGGGACUUUUUUUUUAAAUCUAAAUGUUGUUUGUUAUACUGUAAGUUUGUAUUCUAACACGGUACACUUGUAUUAGUUUACAUAUUUCCAGUUUUAUUUUCAUUGCAUCAAGAUAGUUUAAAUUAGAGUUUCAAUAGUAGGAUGUUUGUUUUAGCUCUUCAGUUAGUUUAAAUUAUUUGAACACUUGAAGUACUUGAAUAAUUUUGGUUGUUGAAUAUUAACAUGUACUAUGAAAUAAAAUGUGUUUAAAAAUUA
Messenger RNA from Acipenser ruthenus (sterlet), 1886 nucleotides. RefSeq names its product E3 ubiquitin-protein ligase TRIM63-like. The transcript has a single exon. Lineage: Eukaryota; Metazoa; Chordata; Actinopteri; Acipenseriformes; Acipenseridae. Gene Ontology annotation, molecular function: zinc ion binding. The coding region runs from base 274 to 1311 and encodes 345 amino acids. The record is from RefSeq and is a predicted model, not a curated record.